CCCGUUACUAGGCAGCGAUAGUGCCGCUUAUUUCACUAUGUUAAGAAGAAUUAACUUUCUGGUGAUAAUUUGCCAGCUAUGGGCCUACCACAGUACGACAGCAAUGAGUUAAUGUUUGUUAGUUCACACUAAACUACGACAGUCACAGACAAGCCGCUCUCUGCACUAUUUAUUGUAAAGACGGUUGUCAUCAUCAUCUCUAACACUAUGGCUUCCUCCACAAGUGAUAUUCGUGAUAAACUCCGAAAGAAGCGGCGUGCCUUUCAAGAAACUUUGGCAAAAGUAAAAAAUGAGGACGACGUUCAGGCUCUGGUUCCAUCUACAAAGUUGAAAAAGGGGAAACGACAUACGACAAUGCAGGAACCACUAAGCAGCGAAGAAGACCCAGGAGAGACACUGAAACGGACAAUAAGGGCUCACAGAGAGAGGCGAAAGAAAAUGUUGCUUGAAGAAUCUUCAGCCCAAGAGUCUCAUGGUGAUACCGUGGAAGAAAUCUCUGCAGUUCAACCCACUGAAGAUGUUGGAUCAGAUGAAAAGGCAGAUGAACCAGUGGCUUUGUCAAGACCUCCUACAGGCUCUCAGAGAAGCUUUUCUUCAAGACUUCAGCAUACUUCUGGUUCACAGCAGUUAGAUGACUUCAUGACGCAGCAUUUGGAGGAGAAGCUGAGAGCAGCCCGAUCUAGAGGUGAGAGCCUUCAGCAGCAGGAGUCCUCUAUCGAGCCACCCAGUCGCCUACAGAGGCUCAAAGACAGAGAUGCUGUUACAAGGUUUGACAGAGAGGUUGUUCCAGAUAGGACUGAAAGACAUGAUGCCCCUCUUUCCCUCAGUACCAGGGUCAAAUUCAGAGAGGCAGCAAGACGAGUAGAAAAAGGGCCACCAACUGCAGAGGAAGCUUAUAAUUUCUUCACAUUCAACUUUGAACCCGAUCCUCAGGAUAAGACUGAGAAGACAACCAGGAAAAUUAAAAAGCAGGGGAAAAAAGAUGAAGAGGACCGAGAUGGAGAAGGAGAAUCAGAUGAACAGGAACAUAAUGAAGAAGAUGAAGAUAGCCAAGAUGAAAAUGAGGAUCCUAGUGAAGAAGCUGCUCUUGUACAAGAUGAAGAGGAGGAUUUAUUUGUCAUUGAUCAAUCAUCCCAGGACUUCUUGGAAGUGAAGAAAGCUGAAUAUAUUCGGUACCACAAACGUGCUGAAAAAGACAGAAAGCUGCUCUUUACGCCAAGUUUUCAAACAGUACAAACAUCUCUUAAACUUCCUGAAAACAUUAAGCCUCGUUAUUUGGAGGACGAAGGUCUAUAUGUUGGGGAGAGGCCCCCUGUGUCCCGGACAAAUGAGAACAUUAUGGAGAACCGCAUUUUAAAAGCGGAGGAGGGAAAGAAGUGGUUUGGAGAUGAUGGCAGGAUCCUGGCCUUACCUAACCCCAUAAAGGAAUCAUCCACACGACCACCUCUUUUUCACAUGGAGGAGGACCUGGACUCUGGACUGCAGACUGUGUAUAGGAAGGCAGUGAAGUCCAAGUAUGCAAAUCUAUACAUUGCUGGCACUACAGAACCUGAGGGAGACUACCAGCUUGAUGUUGAUGUAUCUGGGCUGAUCUUCUCCCAUCAUUCACUCUUCAGUCGUGAACAUGUCCUUGGGUCCCGUCUUGUCCAGCUAUAUGAUCAGUACCUCUCCAGGCAGAAUAACAAUCUCACAGGCCACCUCACAGACAAGUUAAAUGGACUGAGGAGUGCAUUGCAUAAUAUGAUUGAAAUCCAUGGUGGGCAGAGUAUGACUCAGGCCAUGCAGCACCGGAUAUCUGAGUACAGUCUGGAGGUUAAGAACACUCGGCAGCUGCGAGAUGGCGAGCAGGAAAAAGACAGGACUCUGUUGAAGAACAUAAUUAAAGUGUGGAAGGAGAUCAAGGCCCUGAGAGACUUUCAGAAGUUUACCAACACACCCUACAAACUCUACCUCAGACGAGAGAAUGUAGAUCGUGUGUCAGAUGAGAGGGAAUAUGAACGUGAAAUCAUGGCAGAGGUUGUGGAGUUGGAGGCAGAGAAAGAAGAGGAAUACCAGAGAAAACUGGCUGAGUACAAAAAACAGCUGGAGGAGUGGAAGCUGUGGAGAAAGAAACAGAGAGGUAAAAAAAAGAAGACCAAAAAGAAGAAGAAAGCCCAGGCACAGGCUGACGCAGAAGAUGACGAUGAAGACCGUGAUGUGAGUGAAUCAGAAGGACCUGUUGAAGACGGUCCUUCAAAGCCAGAACCUCCUGAGAAGCCAGAUUUGGACUCCACUGAGCAGGGAGUCAGAGAAAAAGCCUCCAGGAUACGCAGAAAACCAGGCGAGCCCAUUCUGAUUCCUGAGCUGUCGGCAUCAGGAAACAUCACCACCAGUGACGUCUGCCCCAGACCUGAAGUAGCUCGGAGAGAGGAUGUUGCAAGGCGCUCGCUUUUCAUCAAGAUCCUGUACAACAACAAAGAAGUUACUCGAACAGUCAGCCGGUCCCUGAACAGUGACUUCAGAGUGCACUUUGGUCAGAUUUUCAAUCUCAAGAUAGUUAACUGUCCUCAGAGUAUCUGCUUACAGGUGUAUGAGGAGAUCGGUUCAUCCUGCUCCCUCUUGGCUCAAGUGUUUGUUCCGGUGCCAGAGCCCUCAGUUUUGACAGGCAGCGGUGUCAUUGAGGAAUUUGAGUUCAGCAGCAACCACAGAGUCAUGUUUGACCAUGAAGGAGUUGGAAGUGAUGUACCGCUCUCCCUGGAGGCUGAUGGCAGUAACAAACAGAUCCUGCUGACCUCUGGGAAGGUGGCGUGCUGUGUCUCCUGGGGGAUCGGGGAGGACGAUGUACCGCUUGCUCCUCCUGUGUCUCAGCAACCUGGAGGCUUACACAGUGGCAUGGGCCGAUUUGAUGCUGUCUCAUACAUUGGAGCAUCUGGACUAUAUGACAUGAAAAAAAUUGGGGAGUGGGCCACACAAUCACGACUGGACCCCAACGAUCCCAAUAAUGCCUCCAUCAUGCAGCUUUUACAAGUUGCCAGUAGUGGAGAGGUGACAGCACCAGAUUACUUCCGUCUUGAACAAAUGCAAGAAGAGUUCAACUUUGUGACUGAUGAAGAGUUGGACAGUUCCAAAAGGUUUCGCCUACUCAAGCUGAGGAAUCAGGGUGUUCCCGAGUUUCGUAAUUACAAGAUGGUUCCUCCCUUUGAGAGGGAAGUCACUGAGAAGGUGUUCCAGGAAUAUGAGAAGAGACUGAAGGAAGGAAACAUAGUUGACACCAAAGAACAUCUGGAUUCACACAGGGCGUUAGUGGCCACAUACCUUCAGAAAAUCAGAGAAUCUGUUAUCAACAGAUUUCUUCUUGCCAAGCACCACUACCUUCUGUCAGAUGUGGUAAUAGAAGAGGAGAUACCCAGCAUUGGUGGUGCAGGUUCAGGGAUUCUGGGUAUAAACAUUUUCAAACUGGCUGAGCCCAAGCGGCCUCUGAAACCACAGAGAAAAGAACGAAAGAAAGUGACGGCUCAGAAUCUGUCUGAUGGAGACAUCAAACUGCUGGUCAACAUCAUCCGAGCCUAUGACAUCCCCGUCCGCAGGCCUCAGAACAAUAAACCAGGACAGUCAUCUCAGAGUGCCAUCCAGAGCAGCGAUUGGAUCCUUGGUCAGGUACAAGUAAGGCCAUUUGUGGAGGUUUCUUUUCAGCGCACAACUCUUCAAACAACCACUGCUGAUGGACCAAACCCAUCCUGGAGUGAGGAGCUGCAGCUGCCAUUCAGUGCCCCAAAUGGUGACUACAGCACUUCCAGCCUGCAGUCAGUCAAAGAUGAGGUCUUCAUUAACAUAUUUGAUGAAAUGGUGUAUGAAACUGGAGUGAGUGACAAAGAUAGAGGGAAGUCGAUCAAUACCCGGAUAGAGAGGCAUUGGUUAGGCUCCAUCAAGAUUCCUUUUAGCACCAUUUAUUCUCAGUCCAAGAUUGAUGGGACAUUCAAGGUGAACACACCAGCAGUGUUGCUCGGGUACAGUAAGGAAAGAGGCAAUGGUGGUUAUGACACAUGGAGGCUAAGUGAGGGAACAUUCAUCACACUGUUCAUCACAAUUGAACCUCAGCUUGUGCCUGGAGAGCCAGUCAGAGAAAAGAUAAAGGAUGUGAAGUUUGACAGUCAGGAGGAUGAGCGGUUACUGCAGGCUUCAGAGAGAUUUGAGAGGGAGGCAUCACAGAGUUAUCCUGACCGACCCUGCAUUACCACCGUCAUAGACCUCAAUGGAAAGACAGUCUUCAUCACCCGCUAUAUCCGUCCGCUCAACCCCCCACAGGAAUUACUGGACAUGUUUCCCAAUAACCCCCAAGAAGCCAUGGCCCUGGUUGCUCGUUUCGUGUCACUUAUCCCAUCACUGCCUGAUAGAGUUGCAUUUUCUGGUACCUGUGACCUGUGGAGCACCUGUGAUCAAUUUCUCACCUUCCUGGCAGGAGAUGAAGAAGAACACGCUGUACUGUUAUGCAACUACUUCCUGUCCAUGGGAAAGACACCCUCGCUGAUAAUUGGCACUGCUAUACCAGAGGGGCCAACAGCAUACGUUCUGACCUAUGAGCAGAACCGGUACCUGAUCUGGAAUCCCAGCAGUGGACAGUACUACAGCCAGUAUGACACCUUCUGUCCACUGCAAACUAUCGGCUGCCUGGUCACCAGUGACAAUGUGUAUUUCAACAUUCAACAAUACACCUCCCCAAUGCGGGUGAGUUUUGACACUGGAAAAGCCAAUCUGUGGAAGCCUUUUUUCUCACGAUCCUUCUCCAACCCUGGCCUGUCGAGUGUACAGCCAGAGCAGCUGGUGUAUCGUCGCAUAGACAAGGGAGCUGCAGCAGAGCUUCAGGACAGAAUUGAGAAGAUCCUGAAGGAAAAGAUCAUGGAGUGGCGCCCUCGCCAUCCAACCCGCUGGAACCGCUACUGCACCAGCACCCUGAAACAAUUUCUGCCCAAACUGGAGAUGAGUGGUGGGCAGGACUUGGCUGAGGGGCACCGGCACGAGCUGCAGAGCCUGCUGGGAGACCACAGGAUUUCAGGAUUUCCCUUGCACCUGCCAUUCUCGGAAAUCCGGCCCAUCAUAGAGGCAGUCUACAGCACCGGAGUUCACAAUGUUCAGGCGUCAAACGUUGAGUUUGCCCUGGCUGUGUAUGUACAUCCCUAUCCUAGUAAUGUCCUGUCUGUGUGGGUGUAUCUGGCAUCUCUUAUCCGCAUGUAAAACAAGAGGCACUCUGCAUCACUGGCCUUUGUAUUCCUGUAUUUCACUAAUUUUUUACACAUUCAUUUCCACAUGCUUUAAUUUAAAUAUUAAAUCCAAACAGGAGCCUAUAAUAGAGCCACAGCCUCAAGACCUGGAAAAACAUCACUGGCACUUACUACACUGAUUUUAAUGAAUUAGAUGAAACAGAGAGCAAGUGUCUAGAUAUUUUCAUUACCUGAUGAGCUCAGCAUACUGGGCUGUUUUAUAUUCAUGUACAGUUUAGUAUCCUGUUAUUAAUAUGUGUCACAUUUGCAAAUGUACAAUUUUUUUAAAGAUUUUUUUUUUUUUACAUAAAAAUUAAAAAGAACAGAGCUUUAAUCCCAAGAUACUUUUAUUGUUCUGCUUCUUAAUUUCCCAUUUCCAAUAGAAAGCAUCAUGCAAAACCUGUGAAACAAGCAAACAAAUCUUACUCCAGACUGAUUAAAGAUGUAAUACAAUGUACUGAAAGCUGAACAACUACACAGUAGGCUGUUCCCAUUCCGAGGGUUCCUCUAUUCAGACACCUCUUAGCUACUGUACACUAAAAGCUCUUCAGUGUCAUAUCAAAAUAGUCUCUCCUGUAUGAACAUUGGUCCGUAUUUUUUUUACUUGCAACAUUGGAGUGCAUAACAAAAAAAUAAAAGGGGUUUGGCGAAUACGAACAA
Sphaeramia orbicularis (orbiculate cardinalfish) is the source of this 5897-nucleotide messenger RNA. RefSeq names its product coiled-coil and C2 domain containing 2A (gene cc2d2a). Bases 208 to 5211 code for a protein of 1667 amino acids. NCBI's taxonomy places the organism in Eukaryota, Metazoa, Chordata, Actinopteri, Kurtiformes, Apogonidae. The record is from RefSeq and is a predicted model, not a curated record. Gene Ontology annotation, cellular component: ciliary transition zone. The transcript has 40 exons. Gene Ontology annotation, biological process: protein localization to ciliary transition zone; non-motile cilium assembly.